Pelagomonas calceolata is the source of this 781-nucleotide messenger RNA. The record is from the annotation of a GenBank genome assembly. Lineage: Eukaryota; Pelagophyceae; Pelagomonadales; Pelagomonadaceae.
GCACAGUCAGCGUGCAAUUCGCGGUCGCACACAGGCUGCAAGGGCACUGUACUGUGGUCGACCACCGUCUCAAGGUCACAGCUGCUCGUGCACAAAAGUGCAGGCUUGGCUGCAUCGUAAGGCACGAGUUAUGCGUGCUGUCACACUCAUCCUUAGUGGAGCCGCAGCUUUUGCUCCCCGCAACGCCCUGCCGGUCACUGCUCGCCGCUCGCCGACGCGUCAGACCGCCAGGAUGGUUAUCGGAUGAUCGAUAAUGACUAUCGGCAAGACGAUAGCCGCCACGCCGGAUUUCAUCCAGCAAAAGCCGAACACCAUCGUGCAGGGCGCCGGGAUCAGUGUGGAAAUCAGUCAGUGAGUUAGCUUAUGCGUGGACCUUUGUGAAUCCCCACGCCAUCGAACCGACGCGGUCACGGAGACAACAUCGCGUCGAUGGCCUGAAAACUCCACGUCAUCGAGCAGACGCAGCUACGGAGACAACAUCGUGUCGAUGGCGUGGGCGCCCGAAAUUUGAUUCCCACACAGGCUGGCAUGCUCGGCGGGUUAGUGUACGGCAUCGACGAGGAUGGCGAAUGGUACUUCAACGGAAGUGGCAAGCGUCCCGAGGAGCUGAAGAAAGAAGAGGAGUAGGCUGCGCCCCUCCCACGCCGCCACGGCGCCAGACGCGCGCGCGCACGCGAGAUGACGACGCCGCGACCCUAUUGACGGUCGCGGCGUCCGACACGCUGCCCGCGCGGCGGUACGGCGCCGGAGUGCAGGCUAUUCCCAAGUAAACAUAUGUGAA